Molecule: messenger RNA, 2223 nt
Organism: Anopheles bellator
Lineage: Eukaryota; Metazoa; Arthropoda; Insecta; Diptera; Culicidae
Product: zinc finger protein OZF-like
Exons: 2
Coding region: 71-1831 (586 amino acids)
Biological process (GO): regulation of transcription by RNA polymerase II
Cellular component (GO): nucleus; transcription regulator complex; PcG protein complex
Molecular function (GO): RNA polymerase II cis-regulatory region sequence-specific DNA binding; DNA-binding transcription factor activity, RNA polymerase II-specific
Source: RefSeq, a predicted model, not a curated record
GAUGUUACAAAAGCGCUGAAACAAACGAUUACAGUUAAAAUGGAGUCUUCGGCAUUGAUUACGAAAGAGGAUGGUGUUGAGUAAGCUGGUGUUGGUGUUUGAAAGGUAUGAUAGUGAAUUAUUUUCCAGAACCGCAAAGCUAUGUCGAUGGUGUCUGUCGAACGAUGAUGCUUUGGAUGCUCUAACGAGCGGCGAUGCCGGACAAUAUAAAGAACAAGAAUAUAGUCAAGAGAUUGAAUCCUCUCUUGGAGUCCCAUCUGAUUUGUGCUCAAUGUGCGAAGCGCGCUUAAAAAAGAUGGAUCUGUUUCUUUGGCGAUGUAAUGAAAACAAUGUUUUGGUCGAUAAAUUUAUCAAACAGCAGAAUACAGUGAAGAACGAAACAGAAAUCCUUCAAGACCAUCUUGACCACUCUGGCGAACAAAUGGUUGGCUCACCACUGUCAAUUGAAACCGAAGUUUUCUCACCGGACACAGGGAAGGAUGUGCACUUGAAUCAGAGAUGUUGUACGGUUCAUCAAACGAACAGGACUUAUGAAUGUUGUGGCAACCAACCAUUCGAAGCAGAAGAAAACCCAAUUACAAUCAAAUUAGAGUAUGUAGAUGUCGAUGAGCAGUAUCGGCUGGGAACGAAUGCUUUACUGGAUCAUGAACCGGACGACCUGCAAACAAAUCCUUUAGAAUUACUCGGUCAGGAUCGAGAAGAUCACUCUAUAUCAAAGAACAUGUGUGCAGAUGGCACAAAGUUGUCAAUUAAAACUGAAGUUACCACAUCGGAUGAGACGACGGAUUUGCACUGGAACCAGAAGAGUUGUACUGUUCGUCAAGCGAAUAGGACAUAUGAAUGUUGUGGCAAACUACCUGAUGAUUUAUUCGAGGCAGAGGAAAAUCCAAUUGCAAUCAAAUCAGAGUACGAAGAGGACGAUGAGAAGCAUCAGCUGCAAAUGUCGCAAGAAACGCAAGUCGCAAGCCAUCGCAAGAAACAAAAGCACCAUUGCCCUCAUUGUCCCGCAACAUAUCCAGCAUUAAGUAAGUUAAAGAUUCACAUACGCUCUCACACUGGGGAAAGGCCAUACCAGUGUAAAGUAUGUGACAAAAGCUUCUAUUCAACAAACAGUCUGACAGAACAUUCCAAAAUUCACAAUAAGGACCAACACCAUCAGUGUCCUCAUUGUACAUUAAUGUUCGCACAGUUACAUAGCCUAAAGGUUCAUAUCCGUACUCACACCGGUGAAAGACCAUACCAAUGUAAAGUCUGUGACAAAGCCUUCUAUGCAUCAGGUCAUAUGACAGAACAUUUAAAAAUUCACAAUAAGGACAAACAGUAUCAGUGUCCUUAUUGCCCUUCAAAAUUUGCCACUUCGUCAGGGUUGAACGUACACAUCCGCACUCACACCGGCGAAAGGCCAUACCAGUGUAAAGUAUGUGGCAAUGCAUUCAAGACUUCAGGCCAUCUGGCAGAGCAUUCGAAAAUACACAAUAAGGACCUACAGCAUAAGUGCCCCUAUUGUUCAUCGAAGUUCGCGCAGACUACCAAAUUGAAAGUCCACAUCCGUACUCACACCGGCGAAAGGCCAUACAAGUGUAAAAUUUGUGACAAAGCUUUUCAUUCAUCUGGCAAUCUGGCAGCACAUUCGAAAAUUCACAAUGAGGACCAACAGUAUCAGUGCCCCUAUUGUUCAUCAAAGUUCGCACAGUUUUACAAAUUGAGAUUCCACAUCCGCACUCACACCGACGAAAAUCCAUACAAGUGUAAAUUCUGUGACAAAGCGUUCACGAAAUCAACCAAUUUGGCACAACACUCCAAAAUUCACAAGAAGGAUAAACCUUAUUAAACUUCACUGUCCAUUCAAGUUUGCGUUUGUAUAAGAUUGAAUUUUGCAUGUUUACUGAAUCAACGCAAUAAAAUUAUUCUGGAACAAAUUGUACUGUGGAUAAAAUAAGAAAUCUUUAAUAUCAGCCUCAUGUGUCCUCCAGUUUAACUUUAGAAGAACGGACCACGCUGCUCAGACAGUAUCUCCAUCAGAAACGCUACCUACCGGAGCAUUUCUUGCCUUUUUCCUUUUAGUGUUUCCGGUUUAUGGAGGACCGUAGACCUACUUCACCAACAGUGGAAGCCUCGGACGGUAGAUGUCAACCUCCGUUGUAUAUCAAUAAAUAAACGAACUAUUGUGUUUGAAUACAUAUAAAAAUCAUUAUAUUCUGUAUCGAUAAAUGUCGAUUCAAU